AUAGUCAUGGAUCCAUUCACAGCGGUCGGUCUGGCUGGAAACAUUGUCCAGUUCGUCGACUUCGCCUGUAAACUAUUCUCCGAAGCACGUGAGCUCAAAACAUCGGUAACGGGGCAGUCAACCGCUCAGCUGGAGCUGGAAACUACCUGUAACUACCUCAACACAUUCACCAGACAGCUGUCUACUUCGCAUUUCGACUCGAACCCUCGAAACCUCACCUCUGGCGAGAAGGCCAUUGUGGAUCUUGCUACAUCUUGCAAGUCUACAGCGGACGAACUAUUAGCUUUGUUGCAGAAGUUACAGGUGAAGCAAAAUGCCAAUCACCGGUCAUACCAGAGCUUUCUCCAAGCGGCACGGGGCGUGUGGAAGAAGAGCAAGAUUGAAGAAUUGCAGAGAAAUCUGGACAGCCACCGUCGAGAUCUGACCCUAGGUCUCGCAUAUAGUUUGGGAGAUCGACAAUCGACAAUAAACAUCCAGCUUCGGGCCUUAAGAGAGGCCAACAUGCGUAUGGAACUCAAUCAAACACAGAUGCUAGACCGGCUUUCGAAAGAAACAAGCGAUAUAGCCGUGGACGCAACGCAAGCUCAAGCUUCAUUGGCGCGAGAAGGAUCAGCCAUCAAGGCCGAAGACCUAAAAGCCAUCGGAGACGCCCUUACAAGUUUGGUCGCCGAAGGCCGAUACCUGACCAAGUCCCAAAAGGUCUUAUCCAGCUUAUACUUCAAAUCCAUGAAGACACGCCAUUCCAACGUUGCCUCAGCACAUGCGCAAACAUUCGACUGGGUCUUCCGACCGCCGUCGCAAAAGUCCCGGCAUUCCCGUCCCCCAGUCCACUUUCUUGACUGGCUCACACACAAGAAUGGCAUAUUCUGGGUGUCGGGUAAGCCGGGGUCGGGGAAAUCGACGCUGAUGAAGCACAUUUGCGGGCACCGGCGGACGCGUCAGACGCUCAAGUUGUGGGCGAAGGGCGAGCGCUGCAUUACUGCCAAGUACUUUUUCUGGAGUGCUGGGAGCACCAUGCAGAAAUCGCUUAAAGGAUUGUUACAGUCGCUGCUGUUCGAUAUAUUCAAGCAGUGUCCAGAAGUCAUCUCAGUUGCUUGUCCCGAGAAUGGGACAUCGUGGGAAGCCCAGAUGAAGGAGGAUGAGUCUUGGGACUUUUCCGAUCUGUCGAAUAUGGUGCGACGGAUUACUCACUGCAAAGAGAUGGCUGCUAAGUUUUGCUUCUUUAUCGAUGGACUGGAUGAGUAUGAUGGUCGGCACUUUGAUGUCAUCAAAGUACUGGAUAAUUUGGCGAAGUCGCCAAAUAUCAAAAUCUGCGUCUCGAGUCGGCCUUGGAAUAUCUUUGAAGAUGCUUACGGUCAUGAUGUAACGAGAAAGCUAUAUCUGCAGGAUCUUACUCGCCAGGAUAUCAAAGUCUAUGUCAAACACCGCUUUGAUGAGUACUUUGCGCAAUUACUUCCCACCUCUCAGGAUAAACGCUUCAAGGAGCUGCUAGAAGAGAUUACGAAUAAAGCACAGGGAGUAUUUCUCUGGGUACUGCUCGUUGUCAACUCACUGCUGGAGGGACUUACCAACGGCGAUUCGAUAGCGCUUCUCUUCUCACGACUGCGGCGACUGCCCACCGACUUGGAAGCCUUCUUCGGACACAUG
Bipolaris oryzae ATCC 44560 is the source of this 1647-nucleotide messenger RNA. RefSeq lists its product as uncharacterized. The annotation marks the transcript as partial. The transcript is spliced from 2 exons. The record is from RefSeq and is a predicted model, not a curated record. NCBI's taxonomy places the organism in Eukaryota, Fungi, Ascomycota, Dothideomycetes, Pleosporales, Pleosporaceae.